UUCUAGAUUUUUGCCACCAGGAUAAAGGAAGGUUGCCCACUGCUGCUAGGCUCAUUUUGGACUAGACAGAGCAGUGAAUGUUACAGGUUGAAAUGUUUUGAUGGACAACUUAGCUUAAUGGCAAAUUAUUCUACUGAGGACAAAGUGAGAGUUAAAAUUGAACCCUCAGUAGAUACAUUAAAUUCUGAAGAACCAUUUCAAAGGGUUACUCCCCUUUUAAAUGACCAGAGAGGGUCAAGAAUUUCUGGGCAACAGGGAAGAAGACAAGCAUCCCAAGCCAUGAAUCGAGAACCGACCCUUCCUGCCAGGGAGUCUACCAGCCAGGCCCCAGAUCAGGCGGAAGUUAAUGAGCUUCUCUGCCUGUCUUUUCCAAAAAAACUUUGGAAAAUAGUCAAUAGUGAUCAUUUUAAGUCCAUCUAUUGGAAUGAGAAUGGAGACAGUGUGGUCAUUAAAGAAGAGCUUUUUCAACGAGAGAUUUUGGAUAGGAAAGGAUUAAUAAGGAUUUUUGAAACAGCUAGCCUAAAAAGUUUUGUUCGACAGCUUAAUCUGUAUGGAUUCUCUAAAAUUCGAGUCAAUUUGCCUUCAACACACCAGGACCAGGGGACUGAAAACAUCAUGGUCUACCGUAGCACCAACUUUAAGAGAGACUGCCCUCAUCUGCUUCAGAGAAUGAAAAGAAGAGUAGGUAUUCGAAGACGGGCAUCAUCAAACUCUGCCUCCCCUCUUCUCAAAAGAAAGCGAGCCCGUGUCUCAAAAAGAAAGCUUUCCUUCAGGGGGUCAAGAAAGACCCAUCGUAGCAGACGAGUAAAAGCUAAGAAGGGGAAGAAGGCCAAGAAAUCUCGCCACCCCCGGAAGAAGCGCCAAGGGUAUUCCACUCCCCCAGAAUGGCCAGCAGAGGGUCCCUCUAGUCACCCCAGACAAAAUGCACCCCAGGUUCAGUCCGGGGAGAGCUCAAACAACAACGGUUUCAAUCCUUUUUUAUCUCAGGAAGCAGCUAUGCCCACAGAUUCUUCCUUUAUGGGAAUGCUGAUACCAACGCUGUAUAAUGAUUUCAUGUCCCUGAAUAGUCAGAUUGCCACUUUAAUGUCUUUUUACAAUCCAUGGUUUGCUAUGUGCAUGGCUGCGGCUUCUACAUCCGGCGCAGUGCCCGAGCCCAGAGGGGAUAAUGAUGAUGACGAGCAGGUAUCAUCUUCAGCUCAGCAUUGCCCCAUGUGCAACUGCUGCUACAACGAGAAUGUAGCUAAGCCCGGGACCCCCAACAGCCCCGAGAGCUCUUCUGACUAAAAUUACAGUUUGUAAUGAAUACAAUGACCCUAUUUUUCUCUUUAAUAAAAAUCUAUACUAAUU
Sarcophilus harrisii (Tasmanian devil) is the source of this 1347-nucleotide messenger RNA. RefSeq names its product heat shock transcription factor, X-linked member 3-like. The transcript is spliced from 2 exons. Lineage: Eukaryota; Metazoa; Chordata; Mammalia; Dasyuromorphia; Dasyuridae. Gene Ontology annotation, biological process: regulation of DNA-templated transcription. Bases 118 to 1284 code for a protein of 388 amino acids. The record is from RefSeq and is a predicted model, not a curated record. Gene Ontology annotation, molecular function: DNA-binding transcription factor activity; sequence-specific DNA binding.